Molecule: messenger RNA, 423 nt
Organism: Durio zibethinus
Lineage: Eukaryota; Viridiplantae; Streptophyta; Magnoliopsida; Malvales; Malvaceae
Source: RefSeq, a predicted model, not a curated record
AUGGACUUAAUGGUCAUAAUUCCUCUUAUCAAACUUCUUUUGGUUAAUGCCGAGGGCCCACUAGUUAUUACAUUGAUGAUUCUUGCAAUGGGCCUAUUAUCAACAUCAUUUCCCUUAUCAUUCCUCUGGUGGUUAAACAAUCUUUUUAUGCUGAGUAGACAAUAUGGUUGUGGAUUUGAUGAUGUAUACUACCUCUUCCUUAGGCGGUUAAACAAUCUUUUUUUGCUGAGUAGACAAUAUGGUUUGUCAAAAUGGAGCAAUGAGGCUAUGUUUGUGAUUGAAGUAUGCAGAACCUUGAGAGAUAGGGGUCCAUACCCUGCUAAUCAGGUUGUUAAAGAUCUUGAUGAAAGCUUUGACUUUGUUAUCUAUGACAGCAAAGCUGGAACUGUCUUUGCUGCACUAGGUUCUGAUAGUGGAGGUUAA